This is a messenger RNA of Talaromyces atroroseus, 1599 nucleotides long. RefSeq lists its product as hypothetical. The record is from RefSeq and is a predicted model, not a curated record. Gene Ontology annotation, molecular function: L-amino acid transmembrane transporter activity. Bases 1 to 1599 code for a protein of 532 amino acids. Lineage: Eukaryota; Fungi; Ascomycota; Eurotiomycetes; Eurotiales; Trichocomaceae. The transcript has 3 exons. Gene Ontology annotation, cellular component: membrane. Gene Ontology annotation, biological process: amino acid transmembrane transport.
AUGGCGAGCAUGGAGAGCACACCCUUGCUUUCACCAGCGUCGACGGCUUCAUCCGAGACCCUGUAUUCCGACCGAGCCCGCUCCGUCGAACAUGAUACCAUUCCCGAGACUGCCACCAUUGGGAGGAACCUCUCCUGGUCGAGUGCUUAUAUCCUGGUUAUAUCGCGUGUCAUCGGCAGUGGCAUCUUUGCAACACCGGGCGCUAUCGUCAAGUCUGUUGGAAGUAUCGGGCUAUCUAUGUCGUUAUGGGUCGUUGGAACUAUACUGUCAGCCUGUGGGUUGGUCGUGUCAUUGGAGUAUGGAUGCAUGCUACCUCGAUCUGGAGGCGAUAAAGUAUAUUUGGAGUUCACGUAUCGCUAUCCAAGAUUCCUUGCAUCGACCUUGAUCGCUGUACAGGCGGUUCUAUUAGGGUUCACAGCGAGCAAUUGUAUUAUCUUUUCCAAGUACACGUGGUUUGCAUUCAACAUUGUACCAAGUGAUUUCCAAAGCAAGCUUCUAGCAGUCGGAUUGCUUACAAUAAUCACCAUUAUCCACGGCCGAUUCAUGCGCGCUGGCAUCGCCAUUCAGAAUGCUCUGGGAUGGGUCAAGAUUUUUCUCGUUAUUUUCAUGGCCCUUAGCGGGGUCUACGUGAUUUUGUUCCGCCAAAACAGCAUUGCUCCUCGCACUUCGUUGAUGCCUCUAGGGAGCAGUGGUCUUUGGGAGGAGCUAUGGAAGGAUUCGGAGUGGAGCUGGAAUACAAUCUCGACCUCGUUGUUCAAGGUCUUUUAUUCUUACGCGGGCCUUUCCAACGUCAAUAAUGUCAUGAACGAGGUCAAGAAUCCAGUACGGACGCUGCGUAGUGUCUGCAUAGCUGCUUUGAUUACUGCGUGUAUUCUAUACGUACUCGCUAAUAUAGCCUAUUUUUUGGUCGUACCUCUCGACGAGAUAAAACAGAGCGGAGAGUUGGUUGCAGCCCUUUUCUUCGAGCAUGUUUUUGGCCCAAAAUGGGGAAGGACUUUCCUGCCCUUAAUGAUCGCGGUUUCAGCAGCAGCAAAUGUAAUGGUUGUGACAUUCGCCCUGGCACGCGUCAAUCAAGAAGUCGCUCGGCAAGGGUUUCUUCCUUUUGCGAGAACCAUUGCCUCUUCCAAACCAUAUAAUUCGCCAUUCUGGGGACUUAUCAUUCAUUACGUGCCAUCACUGCUAGUCAUCACCCUCCCAUCACAAGGCGCAGUAUACAAUUUUAUUCUAGACGUGGAAGGAUAUCCUGGUCAAAUAUUGAGUCUGGCUGUGGCGGCCGGAAUUGUUCUUCUUCGCCGCAGGCGUCCAGAUCUCAAACGACCUUUCAAAGCCUGGCUUCCAGCUGUGUGGCUGAGAGUUGUGACAAGCGUCGCAUUGCUAGCCGCGCCAUUUUUCCCGCCUGCGGACUGGAAAGGUGAUGUUGACUUUUUUUAUGCCACUUACGCAAUUGUUGGUAUUGGAAUCCUUUUGUUUGGCAUCUUAUAUUGGUACAUUUGGACGGUUUUACUUCCUAAGUUUGGGAAUUAUACAUUGGAAGAGGAAACCGAGGUGCUCGAUGAUGGUACAAGCAUCACAAAGCUAGUGCAUAAACCAGUAUCUUGA